Messenger RNA from Beta vulgaris subsp. vulgaris (sugar beet), 3032 nucleotides. RefSeq names its product transcription factor PIF3. The transcript is spliced from 9 exons. Gene Ontology annotation, molecular function: protein dimerization activity; DNA-binding transcription factor activity. Gene Ontology annotation, biological process: regulation of DNA-templated transcription. NCBI's taxonomy places the organism in Eukaryota, Viridiplantae, Streptophyta, Magnoliopsida, Caryophyllales, Amaranthaceae. The record is from RefSeq and is a predicted model, not a curated record. Bases 439 to 2490 code for a protein of 683 amino acids.
CCUGUUCUUUCCUCUGCUUUUUCCUCCCUUUUUUUUCUCUUUCUUGGUCCCUCUUAAGUCUUAAGUUUAAGCAGCAACUGCAAGCACCCACCUGAUCUUCAUCCUCUUUCUCUCUCCUCCUGAAGAUAAGAACAAGCUUUUGAGUAAAAUUGUGGAUUAAUGUGAUAUUUUGCUCUUGAAAGUUGAGAAAUUCUUUGGGAUUUCAAUUUCCCAGAAAUUUUGUGACUUUCACUGUUGAUUUUCAUGAUUGAGUUAUUUUGGGUAGUGAAUUCUGAGUACAAUCACAGCUAAUUUUUGGGUUUUAUUUCUCAAUUUUGGAGUGUGCUUCUUUUGGUGCCAAUUUUAGGUAGGACUUGGCUUUGCAAGAGAUUUAUGUUGUGAAAGAGACAGUGUUGUUCUUUGCUUUGCUGUUAGCUGAGGACAAUUUUGAACUGAAGUAUGCCCUUAACUGAACUUGUUAGGAUGUUUAAAGGGAAAGUAGAAGUCAACCAAGAUGGAGUAUCCAAUUCUAUUGAUCCUUCUUCUAGACCGAAUACUGAUUGUGUUGAGCUAGUUUGGGAAAAUGGUCAGCUUAUGAUGCAAGGUAAAACUAGAAAGAGUUCUAAUUCGAACAAUUUUCAAACAGUUGGCCCCAAGCUUCAAGAUGGUAGGAAUGUUGGUAAUUUUUCAAGAAUGACCAAGUUUGGCACAAUGGAUUCUUUAAUGGCUGAUUACCCAUUGUCUGUUCCUUCUUGUGAAAUGGGUUUGGAUCAAGAUGUUGACUUGGUACCUUGGUUGAACUAUCCCAUGGAAGAACAUUUGCAUAAUGACUAUACUUCUGACUUCUUACAUGAGUUAUCUGGAGUUACCAUUAACGAUCUCUCUACGGAGAACCAUUUACCAUACCGGGAAAGGAAAAGUACUUUUCAUGGUGAUGGCCAUGAUACUUCUGUGAGUUUGAAACAUGGCCAUACAUCUAAGGCCUCUUCAAGUUUUGAGAAGGAUAAUAGAGGUGGAAGUAGUGAGGUACCACAAUUUAUGUUUCCGUUCCAGCAAAGUAUACCUAGAUCAGGAAUCUCUGAUAUAAUUGGUAACAGUGCAGGCAAUGCCCACCAUGUUGCUUCGCGAGACUCCGCAAAUAAUCCAUCUUCAUUGAGUGCUUUCACCAGCUUGAGAUUGCAGAAGCUAGAUGCAGGGCAGCCUAGCACUAGCUCAGGCUUUACGAAUUUUCCAUACUUUUCUCGGCCUACUGGUCUUUCUAGAGCUAAUCAGGUUACUGUAAACCCCUCAAAGAGGUUAGAGAAUAUUGAUAAAAGAUGCACCUUGAAUAGUAGUAACCCUGCUAAUUCUACUCUGGUUAAUAUGGAUAGUGGUUAUUCCCAAAAGGAUAUAGUUUCUCACAACCAGUCCAUUAUGACACCAGCAAAUAGAGAUUCAGAAGCUUUGCCUGCAAAGCCUACUCAGGAGCCUCGUUCUGCUGAUCAACCUAUGGAUAGAGAAGACAUUGCUAAAAAUCAUGUGUCAAAGAAUCAAGCGUGUGAUGCACCAAUGAGCAAAGUGGGUACUAGUGGUGAUAGGAAUAUGGAGCCAGUAGUUGCAACAUCUUCUGUAUGUUCAGCUAAUAGUGCGGAAAGAACUUCAGAUGAGCCUGCACGCAAUCUGAAAAGAAAAUCUCAUGACACUACAGAAUCAGAAGGUCCUAGCGAAGAAGCUGAAGAGGAAUCAGUGGGUGCAAGAAAAGCAGGUCAUGGUCGGAAUGGCUCAAAGAGAAGCCGAGCUGCAGAAGUGCAUAAUCUAUCUGAAAGGAGACGGAGGGAUAGAAUUAAUGAGAAGAUGCGUGCACUGCAAGAGCUCAUACCCAACUGCAACAAGGCGGACAAAGCUUCAAUGCUUGACGAGGCUAUAGAAUAUUUAAAGACGCUCCAGAUUCAAGUACAGAUAUUGUCGAUGGGUGCCGGGUUGUAUAUGCAGCCUAUGAUGCUCCCACCAGGAAUGCAACCCAUCCAUGGAGCCCAUAUGCCACAUUUCUCACCUAUGGGGCUUGGAAUGGGUAUGGGAAUGGGCUUCGGGAUGAAUAUGCUCAACAUGAAUAAUGGUCCGAAGAUGCUACCUUUUCAAGGCCCGCAUUACCCUGUACCUGGAACCGGAUUUCAAGGGAUGCCGGGUUCUAAUCUUCCUGCUUUUCCGCAUCCUGGUCAAGUACUACCAAUGUCCAUGCAACAAGCCCCUAUAGUUCCUCCUCCAAUAUCAGGAAGUUUUCUGAACAUGCCCAUAGGAUUGCCUGCCUCGGGCGUAGCUGGGCCAUCAAGUGCACCACAAUUAGCUCCACCUGGCUCUAAGAAGGAUGCUAACCCACACGGGCUAUCUAGUAUGGCUAGCAACAACGUUAAGAGCUCCUUGAAUCCAGCAACUAUUCAGGGAUCUAAUGAGGGUAAUCAGGUGUGCCAUGAUCAAACACAAGCUGUUAAUGCUGUAGAAACUGCCAGUGGAAAAGAUGCUAUGCAUAGCUGACAGGAACUUGUUACCUAUAAGAUGAUAAACUGCAAUGUUGCUUGGAGAUGUCCCAAAGGUUUAUGGGAAGCAUAGGAUGCUCGAUUCAACCCCCACAUAAUAGAGGGGGCCGCUCAACGACACAACAUCACAGAUCGGAGUGACAGAUCUGACUGUAAUGCAGAGUUUUUGCUCGCCAAGAACGCAGAUUAGUUUCGUUUUUAGAUCUGUACAUUUUAUGAAGAUGGCAUUGCACUUUGGUCUCGUAGUUUCUGAUCUCUUAGGUGUAAAUGUGGUUCAGAUGUACAUUUCGAGUGCAAAUUUCUUCUUGGGGGAAAUUGUAGUAAAUGAAUAGGUUUAUUGUCAUACAUCCAUAAUAAUUCCAGGGAGUUGUGACCCCUUUGGCCUUGCUAGUAGUUAGUGGUUGGAACUUGGAACUUAGAUAUGAGGAGAUAAUAUGGUGGCGGGAUAAGUGUAUGAUGUAUUAUGAAGUAUAAGAUAGAUCAAUAUUUGUAUUUUAUUAAGGCAGUUGAAAUAUAGCAUGUGUUAGCUUUUCCUCUUAA